AUGGUCGACAUGGCGCCUCCCCUCCGCCCGUGGGCCGACCUCGAGUCCGGCAUCAUCUCACGCAUCGCCGACUCCUGCGCGCUCAAGGACUACGCCUCCUGCCGCUCCGUCUGCGGACCCUGGCGCUCCGCCCUCCCGCCGCCGCUGUCGCGGCCCCUCGCCGUCCUCUCCGCGGACGACGCCGCGGGCCACCCCGUGUCGAUCGCGGCCUGCUCCCUCCACGCGCACCGCUGGUCCAGGCUCCUCGGCCUGCAACAGCCGACCAGGCUUAGCGCCAGCGGAUGCCGCUGCGUCGGCGCGCGCGACGGGUGGGUCGCCCUCGUCGCCGGCGACGCCGAGACGGGCGUGGGCGCAGGACCCCUGCUGUUCAAUCCGUUCACCGGCGAGGAGAUCCCGCUGGACUCGUCGCUGUACGAGCCCAAGCACGAGCUGGCGCCCAAGAUCGUGUUCUCGCCGAACCCCACGCCGCGAGACUUCGCCGCGGUGAGCGUCUGCCGGCCCAACAGGGUCGCCGUGCAGAGGGCGUGCGGCGGCUGCUCGUUCAUCAUCAUCGAGGAAACGGAAGGGCUCAUGGACGGGGCCGUCCUGGUCGAUGUGGCGUACGGCGACGACGACAAGGUCUACUGCCUGGCGCUGGACGGUGAGGUGCACGUGCUUCACCUCAACCGCCGCCGCCGUGGCACCUCCUGGAUGCCGGCGGUGGAGGUGAGGAGACUGCUUGGACCACUGCUGAGCGUGCCCCUCGGAGCCGACGCCUUCCCGCCGCCGUACAACACCAUCUCCCAGUUCACAGACGCCAAGAACCUGGUGCUCUGCGACGGCGUGCUGUACCAGAUAUGGAGGCGGCCCAGCGGCGAAGGCUCUGCCACCGUCGACGCGCCGCCCGGAGGAGCAGGGCGGUGGAUUCACAUCUUUGAGGGCGACGUCUUUGUUCUGAGGUACGACCGAGGGAGCUGCCCGUGCUGGACCGUGGCCGAGGAGAAAGACCUAAGUGGCAACGCUGUGUUCGUCGGGAUGAACGAUGCGGCGGUGGUGCGUGGCGAGGGCGUGAGCGCUAACAGCGUGUACUACUUUGACGGCCCGCGCGGGAGAGACUACGAGGCCGUCGUGUACAACAUGGCAACCGGAACCUCUGUGCGGUGGCCGGCGGCGACCGCAGGCAUGUCGAGCCCCGCCUGGUACUUCUUGCCGGCCGGCGAGAGCCGGCGCGUGGAAGCAGUAGCAAUUGACGUGGAAGCCACAUCUGAGGAAGCAACUUCUCCCGAAUAUGACGAGAUGGAGCAUCCUGUGUUCCGUCCCAAAAGAACCAAGAAUUUGCUUGCGAUCGAUGAACCAGAGAGUGAUGCAUGGAUUAUCGAGGUUGAACCUGAGCUGGAGAUUGAUUGUGAAGCAUCUAAGCACAAAGUUCUUGGAGCUGAACUGCUGAAGCGAAAGCAAAGCCACAGUCAGCAAGCGCCCCAAUCCACCGGCCACCGCCUCCUACUUAUCGUUUUGGUUAGCAACCCGGGGUCGGAAGAAGAGCAGCAUCGGGACGGGUACGACCAGCAGAUGACCAUCUUCUCGUCGGACGGCCGCGUCUUUCAAAUUUUAUAUUGA
This is a messenger RNA of Phragmites australis (common reed), 1596 nucleotides long. RefSeq lists its product as uncharacterized. The transcript has 3 exons. The record is from RefSeq and is a predicted model, not a curated record. Lineage: Eukaryota; Viridiplantae; Streptophyta; Magnoliopsida; Poales; Poaceae. The coding region runs from base 1 to 1596 and encodes 531 amino acids.